CUGUUUCUAUAAGCCUCGCCACCCGCCCGCGCUGCUGGUGCGCCCGCAGCAUGGCCCGGAACACCAACCUCCGCUGGCGGCUGCCGCUCACCUGCCUGCUGCUACAGGUGGCUAUGGUGGUCCUCUUCGGUGUGUUCGUGCGCUACGACGCCGACGCCGACGCCAGCUGGAGGCAGGAGAAGCAGCUCAGGAACAUCUCCAGUGACCUGGAGAACGAGUUCUACUACCGCUACCCGAGCUUCCAGGACGUGCACGUCAUGGUCUUCGUGGGCUUUGGCUUCCUCAUGACCUUCCUGCAGCGCUAUGGGUUCGGGGCCGUGGGCUUCAACUUCCUGCUGGCGGCCUUCGGCAUCCAGUGGGCGGUGCUCAUGCAGGGAUGGUUCCACCACCUGGAUUCACGGCGCCGCUAUAUCCUCGUGGGCAUCGAGAACCUCAUCAACGCUGACUUCUGCGUUGCCUCUGUCUGUGUGGCCUUUGGGGCAGUGCUGGGCAAAGUUAGCCCCAUCCAGCUUCUCAUCAUGACCUUGUUCCAAGUGACCCUGUUCACAGUGAAUGAGUACAUUCUCCUCAACCUACUAGAGGUGAAGGAUGCGGGGGGCUCCAUGACCAUCCACACAUUUGGCGCCUACUUUGGGCUCACGGUAACCUGGAUCCUUUACCGUCGCAAUCUGGAGCAGAGCAAGCAGAGGCAGCGUUCUGUGUACCAGUCGGACCUCUUCGCCAUGAUUGGGACCCUCUUCCUGUGGCUAUACUGGCCCAGCUUCAACUCAGCUGUGUCCUCCCAUGGGGAUGCCCAGCACCGAGCUGCCAUUAACACCUACUGCUCUUUGGCGGCCAGCGUGCUGACCUCGGUGGCUCUGUCUAGUGCCCUGCACAAGAAGGGCAAGCUGGACAUGGUGCACAUCCAGAAUGCCACGCUGGCUGGAGGGGUGGGCGUGGGCACCGCAGCUGAAAUGAUGCUCACGCCCUACGGUGCCCUCAUCGUGGGCUUCUUCUGCGGCUUAAUCUCCACUCUGGGCUUCAUGUUCCUGACGCCAUUCCUGGAGUCCCGGCUGCGUAUCCAGGACACGUGUGGCAUUCACAACCUGCACGGCAUUCCUGGCAUCCUGGGGGGCAUCGUGGGUGCUGUGACAGCCACUUUUGCCAGCCCUGAUAUAUAUGGACAGCAAGGGUAUCCAAAGGAAGUCCAGACCUCAAGAAUUCAGGGCAAGUUCCAGGUGUUCGGCCUCCUCCUAAGCCUGGCCAUGGCCCUGGUGGGCGGCCUCAUGGUGGGAGUCAUUUUGAGACUGCCUUUCUGGGGACAAGCAGCUGAUGAGAACUGCUUUGAGGAUGAAGUUUACUGGGAGGUGCCUGAAGAGAGCAGUGCUGGUCACGCCCCGGAGGACCCCACCCUCAAGCCCCCGGCUGUGAUGGUGUCCUCAGGCUCACCUGCCUUCUCACCGGUCUUGGUAUCCUAAGCUCUCAGGCAAGCUCCACACACUGUCUGAGCUCUAGGAGGAUCUAGGAACUCAGGAGUGAACCAGCAGCUCCAGCCUGCUGGCCCAGCCCCGGGUGCCUCUGCCCACCCUGUUCCCCCUUCGCCCCAAGGGGCAGCCUGAGAAUCUGAAGAUGGGAGGAGUGGGGGUCUGGCCACAGAAGUCCUGCAUGCAUCUAGGGUCUUGGAAGCCACAUCUGUGCCUUGCAGGCUAGGGAACCUGGGCCUGACACUUCCAGGAGGCACCUCAGCCCUUAGCCACUGCUUGCUGGGCGUCGCUGCCCCCUGACUUCCCCAUCUAGCUCCUCCCAAGCCCCAGUUCCCCCAUCUUCUCUGUGCUACCAAGCAGGUGGCCUCCAUAAAUAAACAUUUGUGUUCUUUGUAGAAUGCUUGUA
Octodon degus (degu) is the source of this 1869-nucleotide messenger RNA. It is a transcript of the gene Rhcg, whose product is annotated as Rh family C glycoprotein. Lineage: Eukaryota; Metazoa; Chordata; Mammalia; Rodentia; Octodontidae. The transcript has 11 exons. Gene Ontology annotation, molecular function: ammonium channel activity. The record is from RefSeq and is a predicted model, not a curated record. Bases 51 to 1457 code for a protein of 468 amino acids. Gene Ontology annotation, biological process: ammonium transmembrane transport; ammonium homeostasis. Gene Ontology annotation, cellular component: plasma membrane; apical plasma membrane; basolateral plasma membrane.